UUCUCUCUACUUUAUGCUCUGAAAGGUUGACACUUUCUUGUCUCUAUGAUUCACUUUUCCCCAUAUCAAAAUAGGCUUAAUCCUAUGGUUUUUUGAAAGUAGCGGUAAGUAGCUGUUGAUGCGUAGAUUUUAUGCCUGGUACUUUGGAUUUCAACUUUUUCUUUGUGUCUAUAGGGUUCUGCAAGGAGGGCUUCUUUUGCUUUAAACCCUUCCCAGCUCUAUAAAGCUGCCUAGGUUGUUUGUUCCUUGUUGAGUCUUGCAAGAUAUUAGCAGCUAUUUUUGGUCAAACUCACUUUUUCUUUAAGUCAUAUAGUUCCUUCUGUUGAGUAACUGUCAAGUCCUCUUUAUCCUAAGUACUGAAUUGGGGUUUCUUUUUGAAGGUGUAUUGGUUGAGUUCCAUAGAUUUGGGUUUUUCUUGUUGUGUUGUGACCAUGGGUACCGAAGAUAAUGGUGAUAUGGGUUUUCAACAUAGAGGCUCUUCUUCUGGAAUGAACCCAAUUUCAGUGUCUGGGAAGAUUUUAGGAAGAGCAAUGAGCUCAGGGGCCAUAAUAAAAUCUACAAAUGGGGCAGACCCUUUCUUUGGUUCUGGUUGGGAUUCACUUUCAAUGAGUCAGAGUGAGAAUUUUGGAGGUUCCUCAAUGGUACCUCUCACUGACGUUGCCAAUCCACCCUUCCCACUUUUGCUGACAAAUCAGGCAAUUGAUAGCUCUUCCCACCUUGUUCAUUACCCAUCUGAUUUGGGUCUUGUUGAUAUGGUGCCAAAGCUUCCAAGUUUUGGAAGUGGAAACUUCUCAGAAAUGGUCAGUUCCUUUGGCCUACCUGAGAGUGGACAGAUCACAAACUCUGGCUGCCCUAUAAAUUAUCUCCGAAACAGGGAGGGUGGCACUGCCAAUACCUCAACCAAUAACGCAGAUUGUCAGGAGAACUGCCAAGUUUCAGAAGAGGGAUCAUCACCUAAUGGAAGGAGGAAAAGGAGAGCAUCAAAUUCCCCUUCUCCUAUGAACACCAAUAAGAAUGCCGAACGAGAGCAGCAUAAGGAGUCUUCCAAGGACAGUUCAGAAUGUCUAAAAGAACAGGAAGAAAAGAAGCAAAAAAUUGAACAAAACAUUAGUGCCAAUUUGCGCGGUAAGCAAACAAGUAAACAAGCUAAGGAUAAUUCCAACAGUGGAGAAGCUCCUAAAGAAAAUUACAUUCAUGUGAGGGCCAAACGAGGCCAGGCUACGAAUAGUCAUAGCCUCGCGGAAAGGGUGAGGAGAGAGAGGAUUAGUGAGCGGAUGAGAUUGCUUCAAGAACUUGUUCCGGGCUGCAAUAAGAUAACUGGGAAAGCGGUAAUGCUCGAUGAAAUCAUCAACUAUGUCCAAUCGCUGCAACAGCAGGUCGAGUUUUUGUCAAUGAAACUUGCCACUGUGAAUCCGGAGCUGAACGAUGAUAUAGAACGGAUUCUGACCAAAGAUAUUCUCCACUCACGAGGAAGCAAUGCAGCUAUUUUUGGAUUUGGACCAGGAUUGAGCUCCUCCUAUCCUUUCCCCCAGGGAAUUCCACAAGGAACCUCCUUGAGUAUCCCAUUUACAACUCCACCAUUGAAUCCCAUGGCUCAGGUAGCAUCAAGAUGUCAUUAUCCUGCUCCUAGUCUUUCCUCUUUCGAAGAUUAACUAAGAAAUCUUCUCGGUUACA
This is a messenger RNA of Ilex paraguariensis (yerba mate), 1674 nucleotides long. The record is from the annotation of a GenBank genome assembly. NCBI's taxonomy places the organism in Eukaryota, Viridiplantae, Streptophyta, Magnoliopsida, Aquifoliales, Aquifoliaceae.